This is a messenger RNA of Periophthalmus magnuspinnatus, 1755 nucleotides long. Its product is annotated as E3 ubiquitin-protein ligase RNF166. NCBI's taxonomy places the organism in Eukaryota, Metazoa, Chordata, Actinopteri, Gobiiformes, Gobiidae. The transcript has 6 exons. Gene Ontology annotation, biological process: ubiquitin-dependent protein catabolic process; protein polyubiquitination. The coding region runs from base 310 to 1086 and encodes 258 amino acids. The record is from RefSeq and is a predicted model, not a curated record. Gene Ontology annotation, molecular function: ubiquitin protein ligase activity.
AGUCUCUGAUAUAAUAGUUACCUGGAUACGGAUAGGCCGCAGUGUGUCGUUCAUCCACAUGAUUUACACUGAGCUGGUGGUUUUGUCCUCACCGUGCGCCUUCACUAGUCACUGCCUGAUGUUUACUUCUUUGGCGCGUCUUUGUUCGCUAACGUGAAAUGAUGCUGUGGCUUUUGGAGACUAAUUUUCAGAUCAUCUGCAGUGUUAGCUUGACUGCUGUCUCGGUGCCAGCGCGAAAUAAGCUCUAGCUUUAGCCUUUUAGCUGAAAGAAGCGUGCUCUCAUUUGGUUCACUGUACUCUGGCUCCUUCAUGAUGGCGAUGUUUCGAAGCAUUGUUUCCGCCAGCAGCCAGCUCCGCCGCCCGCAGCAGCCUCAACCGGGACCUGGACCUGGACCCGGGCCUGGACUCGGCCCGGCUCCGUGCUCUGGGUCAGUGGUUCCUGUAGAGAACAUUGAGAGUCAGUUCUCGUGUCCGAUCUGCUUGGAAGUGUACCACAAACCUGUCAGCAUCGCCAACUGCGCUCACACUUUCUGUGCUGAAUGCCUCCAGCCCUGCCUCCAGGUGACCUCUCCCCUCUGUCCGCUCUGUCGCGUCCCCUUUGACCCCAAGAAGGUUGAGCGUUCUUCUGUUGUGGAGAAACAACUGUCCUCCUUCAAAGCUCCGUGUCGUGGUUGCCGUAAGAAGGUGGCUUUGGUCAAGAUGAAGUCCCAUAUUGCAUCGUGUUCUAAAGUUCAAGAACAGAUUGCUAACUGCCCCAAGUUUGUUCCUGUUCUUCCCACUUCACAACCCAUACCAAGCAAUAUUCCGAACCGUUCUACAUUUGUGUGUCCAUUCUGUGGAACCAGGAACUUGGACCAGCAAGAGUUGGUCAAGCACUGUAUGGAGAACCAUCGAAAUGACCCUAACAAAGUGGUAUGUCCUGUGUGCUCUGCGAUGCCAUGGGGAGAUCCCACUUACAAAAGCUCAAACUUUCUUCAGCAUCUGCUUCACAGGCACAAGUUCUCCUAUGACACCUUUGUUGACUAUAGCAUUGAUGAAGAGUCAGCUCUGCAGGCAGCUUUGGCCUUGUCCCUGGCUGAAAACUGAUAUUGUUUUCAUCAGUCUGUCAUUACAGAGCUGAGGUUGUGGACUCGCCGGACGUUUCCAAAGUUGUGUCAUGUUGGAUUCAUCAUCAGUUGGCCUCUUCACUGCCCAAAGCUUUAGGUCACAGUACUGAUCGCCUGAAGUCUCUCACAGCAUGCAAAAUGACCCAUCAGCUCACAAUCCUAGGAUAACUCAUCUGUUUUGGAUUAGUCAAAAGCCAUUUGACAAACUAUAAUUAUAUAAUAGUAAGAGUUAUUCCUCCAAGCAACUCUUUGAAAGAUGUGUAAACAACAGUGAAUAUGCAAUAUAAACAAUGGUAACUUUCAAAGUGGUUACUUUGGCAAUACAAGCUACACUAAGAGUAGCAUGUCAGUGGUGUUCAUAGUUUGAAAUAUUUGUUUGACUGUUCUGGCCCAAGUGAAGCAGGAGGACUGACCUCACCAUAAUCAUUAUCACUGAAUGCAAAUAAUUUCGUCAGACUACGUGAACGCAAUAACAUUCAUUGCCACAUUGCUCUUCACUUAACCCACUUUUUAUCCUUGUGAAUAUUUGCACUUUUUAUAUUAGACUGACAUCAUUGUGACAAAUCUUGAGUGUUGAAAGUGAGUGUCCACCUUUCACGUAUCUCAGUAUUUUUAUGAUACAUCCGUCAAAUAAAAUGGAUACAAGAUA